GUCUGGGAUAAACCCUGAAAUUCUGCAUUUCUGACAAGCUUCCAGGUGAUGUGAAUGAUACUGGUCCACAGGUCACACUCUGAAUAUUGAGGAUAUAUAGAACAAGGACUGUUCCAUUUAAUAACUUGGCAAUAUGUGAACAAUAGCCAAAUUGAAUGAUGGGAAUUGUGCUAUAGAAGUUGGGAAGGAACUGAGGUGACAUGUUAGACCUUGACGUGAAGUGAAGAUAGAUAUGGUGGACAAAGGAAUGAAAUCCCAAGUUGGAUCCAGUUCUGGUUACCUGAAGAGAGAAGGAGGGCUAUAUCUCUAGAUUUUAUUCCUAUGGAGUUCUUUUCUUACAGAAAGAGAAAUUUCCUUCACGUAUUUGACCCAGUGUCCCUUCUCAGGAUCAUCCACCACUUGGUGGUAAAGGAUACACCUCCAUACUAGGGAGACAUAAGUAGAGGUCUUGGGUUAUCUGGUAUCAUCAAAGCCCCCAUCACCUCAACUAAUGGCACUGGCUACAUGGAGCUCCAUGUAUUUAUAGGAUGAAAUAAUGAAUCUGAAAGGAUCCACGUUUUAUUAGCUGUGAUCCUGAGUGAGUUUGCGUGCAUCAUCCAUACCAAUGUAUCUUGAAUAUUUGCUUCUUUGUACCUUAUGGCAGGACAUUGAAUCUCUCUCCUCAAGAUAUCCAAGUGGGUCUGGUCCUACCUAAGGAGCAUGGGGGUGAUGCCAUAGGCUCCAGACUUUCUUCUUAGAGUGUGGAAAUCAACUCAUGCUAAUGGAUACCUAGGGCAACUCCUCAUCAUAGCCACAGAUUGAUUCUGAAUCCUAGUUUUGACUCAGAGACACCUACUGCACAUUUAGGUGUGGGUGCUUCAUGAUUCCACACUCCUGAAGGAAUGGUUAUGAGGCCAGGACAAGAUGAUAAUGACCUUUCACAUCCCACUGUGCAGUGGGAAUCCCUUGGAACUAUAUACAGUGUGAACAUGAGGGUGUUAGGUUGUGAGAUAAUUUGAUGAGGUAGCACAAAUGUCAAGAGCUAGGAUGAGCUAUUGGUGGUGGUCAAAGCAAAAAGGCUGGUAGAGACAAAUAGGCUGAUCUGGGGUCUGGUGACAGACAUAGAAGACCUAAUUGCUUAGUUGCUUAAAGACUUAGUUGCUACAGGAAGCUGUCGUGUACUGGGGGCUUUGCAUACUCUUCUUUAACCCACACAAUAAUCUAACAAGGUACAAUGCAUUUCAUAUAGUAAUCAUUUGAGGAUCAGAGAUGUGAAAGGACUCUGCCAAGGACACAAGUCUGAAAGUUGCAAAGCCUAAUUGUGAACACACAUCUUUUGAAUAUAAGUCUCUGGCUUUUGAACACAAGUCUCUGGCUUUUGAACACUAAACUACUAUCACAGUGUGGGUUCUCCCUGAGAAACCCUACCAUUGUCCCACCAGAAGCUGGGGAGGCUGGGACAUUUAUCCACGAGCCCUUUCCCCCAUUGGUUGAGGUUGCCGCUGAGAUGAGUACUCUUGAGGUAUGAAGCUGACAGGUGCUGCCAACUGUCACAGUGACAGCGAACUCAAUUGGCCUGAAGGGAUUGGGGCAGAGUAUCAACAGCAUUGCCUCAGCUUUCCUUCAUGUAAGACCUAAUGUGUGUCUGCUAGCUCAGAGCAGUGGAGCAUGUGGGAGCCAGGCUCCCUUUACCACUAAUCCAGGGCAGUGAUCUAGAGUCAGUGAUAGGCAGGGUGUACAAGAGCUGGCUUUGCCCAGGUGAGGCUCCCUUGAGUGGAGAAGCAGCAUGCACACAGACUCUGAAAAGCUGGAGAAGCAUACACUGGGGCAUUUUUACCUGGUCUGAGAUUGGCAGAGAAUAUGGUGACUGUGGACCAGGAGUAGUUGCAAGCUACACAGGUCUUAGGGGACCCACCCCUUCCCUAGUCUAUAUUAAACCUACUAGGGGCUUCCACUCCUAGGAAUAACAUUGCAGUAUGUCAUUUUGUAGCAACAGAAUCCAGUCAUGGGCCCUGGGGCAGUCCCAUAAUGUUUCUUUCCUCAAACUUGGUGUUGAUGACUGUAUUUCCUGGUUAUUGCUCUUAAGGGCUUAGCAUGCCCUACUUUUUCAGGGUGAAUAGACAAGUCAUAGUGAUGCUUGGUUGAUAUUUACAUAAAGACUCACUGAAUCCUCUGGCACCAGGAACCAGCAAAUUUGAGUGUCAGGCAGUCCCAGCCUAAGUGAGGCAGACCCUCCUUCCUUCCCCAUGUGGAUAAAAUGCUUGGGACCUGUUGGAGUCAGUCAGAGCACCUGAGUCCAGAGGAAGCCAUAGUCCAUAAUAACAGAUUACAGGUGCAGCUUGAAGUCACAAAACCUGUUGACCUUUGAUCUUCUCUUGCAUCUGGGUCUCUGGUUUCUCCUGUCUUUUCAGCAAAAGAACUAGGAGUCCUAGACAACUUUCCAGAGCCCUUGGAUGCAGAUAGAACCUUAACUUUGGAUCCAAGGACAAGAGUAUCUCUUGGACAAAGACCAGCUGCUGACAACCUCCUCUGUAUCAUCUGAUCUACCCUGUCCUCUUCACAGGAAGCUCUGAAACCGUCAUGGCUACCCCACAAUCGGUAGAUAGUCCCAGAAUCUUUGGUGUUUAUGAUUCUCAACAAAUGGUAUGGAUCCUGAAAGAAAAUUCAUUAAUAGCAACUCCUUUUAGCAGAAAUGUCAGACCUGUCAGUCUUGAUUUAACAACAUGUACAGACAAAGAAUUUCAUGAUGCAGGAAAAGGCAAUCCAGUUUACUUGGGAAUCAAGGGCAACCAUCUUUGUCUCUUCUGUGCAGAAAUUCAGGGCCAGCCUACUCUGCAGCUUAAGGAGAAAAAGAUCAUGGAUAUGUCCAAGGAGAAGAAAGCGCAGAAGCCCUUUCUCUUUUUCCAUAGUAGGGAGGGCUCCACCUCCACCUUGGAGUCUGUCUCCUACCCGGACUGGUUCAUAGCCACUUCCAAAAUGGCAAGUCAGCCUGUCAUUCUCACCAAGGAGAGGGGCAAAAAUUACACCACUAACUUCUAUUUAGAUCCUCAGGACUAAAUUCAGCCUGGGCUGUGGGUGGCUGAUUCCAGGACAGAGGAUCAAGCAGUCAGAAAAUCUUCCAUUCCAAAACACAAUAGGUCAUCUUGAGAGACCUCCAUAUACUGAUGCCCAACUGUAGUCCACCUCAUUCUCAUCACCCAAAACCACCUCUUCCUUUAGACAUCCAUUUCUGCACCAUGUUUCCCCUGAACAUCAUCCUAGUGUAAAACCCGAGUGCUUUUUAUUCUUUCCUGAUCUUGUCCCACCGUCCACUUAUCUGCCAUGUCCAGUUAAAUCAACAUCCAAAAUGCUUCCUGUACACACCUCUCUCUUCCUUUUCCUUCUGACGACCUAUGGCCUAGCGAUGUGACUUCCAAACAUUUUUGUUCAUAGAACCCUAUCAAUA
Molecule: messenger RNA, 3424 nt
Organism: Mirounga angustirostris (Northern elephant seal)
Lineage: Eukaryota; Metazoa; Chordata; Mammalia; Carnivora; Phocidae
Gene: IL36B
Product: interleukin 36 beta
Exons: 5
Coding region: 2560-3036 (158 amino acids)
Biological process (GO): cellular response to lipopolysaccharide; cytokine-mediated signaling pathway; inflammatory response to antigenic stimulus
Molecular function (GO): cytokine activity
Source: RefSeq, a predicted model, not a curated record